AUGCAGUUUAAGAGCCUUCUCUUUUCCUUCCUUUUGACCUUGACCUUCGGGUUUGUCCUCCUCGCCCAGGCCGAGGACGCUCCCCGCGGGCCCAAGAUCACCAACAAGGUCUACUUCGACAUUGAACAGGAUGGUCAGCCUCUCGGUCGCAUCGUCUUCGGACUGUACGGAAAGACUGUUCCAUUGACCGCUGAGAACUUCCGUGCUCUUGCUACUGGCGAGAAGGGCUUCGGAUAUGAGGGCUCUACCUUCCACCGUGUUAUCAAGGACUUUAUGAUCCAGGGUGGUGACUUCACCAAGGGUGACGGCACUGGCGGCAAGUCAAUCUAUGGUGCAAAGUUCGCCGAUGAGAACUUCAAGCUCCGUCACACCAAAAAGGGUCUUCUUAGCAUGGCCAACGCUGGAAAGGACACCAACGGAUCCCAGUUUUUCAUCACUACUGUUGUCACAAGCUGGCUUGAUGGCCGCCACGUCGUCUUCGGUGAAGUUAUCGAGGGCUACGACGUCGUGGAGAAGAUUGAGAACACUCAAAAGAAGAAGGGCAGCGACCAACCUCUUUCCCCGAUCACCAUCGCCAAGAGCGGCGAGCUGUUGAUGGAUGAAGGUAGCCACUCGGAGCUUUAA
This is a messenger RNA of Talaromyces amestolkiae, 624 nucleotides long. RefSeq lists its product as uncharacterized. The transcript has 7 exons. NCBI's taxonomy places the organism in Eukaryota, Fungi, Ascomycota, Eurotiomycetes, Eurotiales, Trichocomaceae. Gene Ontology annotation, molecular function: peptidyl-prolyl cis-trans isomerase activity. The record is from RefSeq and is a predicted model, not a curated record. Gene Ontology annotation, cellular component: endoplasmic reticulum; fungal-type vacuole. The coding region runs from base 1 to 624 and encodes 207 amino acids. Gene Ontology annotation, biological process: protein folding; protein peptidyl-prolyl isomerization.